This is a messenger RNA of Clupea harengus (Atlantic herring), 2314 nucleotides long. It is a transcript of the gene gjd2b, whose product is annotated as gap junction protein delta 2b. Lineage: Eukaryota; Metazoa; Chordata; Actinopteri; Clupeiformes; Clupeidae. Gene Ontology annotation, biological process: cell-cell signaling. Gene Ontology annotation, molecular function: gap junction channel activity. Gene Ontology annotation, cellular component: connexin complex. The record is from RefSeq and is a predicted model, not a curated record.
UCCGCGCAAACUAUCGUCCUGCACGGCAAAUCGAACAUAGGAGGGCUUUUUACUAAUCAGCAUUCAGUCUUGAGCGAACAAAAGUGCUGGGUCGUCGUGCAAGCCUCUGUUGGAAGCGCGAGAGACAAGGGGGCAGCAUCCGCGCGUGAUCAAUGCAUUCGCCAAAAACAAUAAGAGCGUGUGGAGAAGAGGACGGGGAACAAGAGUAGAAAUAUUCAUUUUGCAGGGAAUUUUACAGCUUCCGAAUGACAAUGGGGGAAUGGACCAUACUAGAGCGGCUUUUAGAGGCUGCUGUGCAGCAGCACUCUACUAUGAUCGGAAGGAUCCUACUAACAGUAGUGGUGAUCUUCCGGAUUCUAAUAGUCGCUAUAGUGGGGGAGACGGUGUACGACGACGAGCAGUCUAUGUUCGUGUGUAACACGCUACAGCCUGGCUGCAACCAGGCUUGUUAUGAUAAAGCAUUCCCAAUUUCCCACAUCAGAUACUGGGUGUUCCAGAUCAUCAUGGUGUGCACCCCCAGCCUCUGUUUCAUUACCUACUCCGUGCACCAGUCAGCGAAGCAGAAAGAGCGGAGGUUCUCGACUGUUUACCUUUCCCUGGACAAGGAUCAGGAUUCUAUGAAAAGAGAUGACAGUAAAAAGAUCAAGAACACAAUUGUGAACGGAGUACUACAGAACACGGAGAACUCAACCAAAGAAUCCGAGACAGAUUGUCUUGAAGUGAAGGAGAUGCCUAGUUCAGCCAUGAGAAAUACCAAGUCUAAAAUGAGACGGCAGGAAGGCAUAUCAAGAUUCUACAUCAUCCAGGUCGUUUUCCGAAACGCGCUAGAGAUAGGGUUUUUAGUGGGUCAAUACUUCCUCUAUGGAUUCAAUGUCCCUGCCGUGUAUGAAUGUGAUCGAUAUCCCUGCAUCAAAGAUGUUGAGUGCUACGUUUCAAGACCAACGGAGAAGACCGUGUUUCUGGUCUUCAUGUUCGCCGUCAGUGGGAUAUGCGUGGUUCUGAACCUCGCGGAACUCAACCACCUUGGCUGGAGGAAAAUUAAAACAGCCGUGAGAGGUGUGCAGGCUAGGAGAAAGUCAAUUUACGAGAUCAGGAACAAAGACUUGCCGCGUAUGAGCAUGCCCAAUUUCGGUCGCACUCAGUCGAGUGACUCCGCCUAUGUGUAGCGCCCAUCAGGUUGCUGGGGUCAGGCAUGGUGGAUAACAUCUGUAUUGAGACAAAGCAGAAAUAAUGAUGUGUUGGAUAGUUAAUCUCACCGAUUUCGUUUGAAGUGGGUGGGGUAGAUCCAUUUUAUUUGUCUUUUAUGGACAAAAAAAAACAAAAAACGAACGGACCAAACGUUUGUUUGUCAUAUUUAUGAAAAAAGGCACUGAUGCAACUUUUUGGUAUGGUUUAUAUUUUGUAAUGUCUAAGAUGGAGAGCCUAUGAUUUACGUGUCCACCUUUGUCCACGUCAUCAGCUGAACGUGGGGGUAAAUACGUAUUGCACUAAAUAUGACGAGCCAAACGUACCUGAUUUAUGAGAAGAAGGUAUUCUUACAGUGAUACCACCGGUUUUGAUCAUCCACUAGUGACACAAACCACUCACACCAUACACGUUUUCGUGACUUCUUAUUUAACGAAUUUCCAUUUGGUAUCAAAUUUACAGUAGCUUACAUAUAUAGUAGCUUAUUUUCAUUCUCUAUGUUUUUUGGUUGCCUGUGCUCACACCAUCGACCUUAACAUAAGUUUCACUCCAUUGCUUUAAAGCCGAGUGGCAGAACGGUAGCUGGGAGACACACUGCACAUGCUAACGUCUGUGACUUGUUAAUUUUAUUUUAUUUUAAUUUUUUUAUACCAAAGCGUCCAUUUUGCUUCCAUUUGUGAAAAAAUAUGUUAUGUUGUUUUUGUGUAUUCAAGUGCCAUAUAUGUACAUAGAUAUAUACAUAUUAUAUAGAGAGAAUAUACUAUUCAUCAUGAAAGAUACAGUCCAUGAGUGAAUGGCAACAGAUGCUAUCUUCUUUCCCUUUAAUUUAUAUUGACAUGGGUAAAACGGAAAUGGUAAGCUAAUAUUCAUAUUUUAUUUGUAUAACUGAAGAAGCCAUAAUCUUUAUGCGUUCUACAAGUAUAUCUAUGAAAAUUGAACUCGAAAAGAAAACAGCACAAUUUAAAUCUGAUUAAGUAUUUAGGUAAAGGGGACCGGGUGAUACACCCCUGGUGCUACCAUUUUCCAGAAAAAAAGAGUAAUGCAAACUGUUGAUGUGAAAAGAAACAGAACACAAAAAAAACAUAUAUUAAUGUCCAAAAAUAAAAAGAAGUGGAAUUCAUGUACCCAA